GAUCAAUGGUUUCAAUAUUGUGGCUUCUCACUCAUAUGCAAUAGCUUCUUCUUUAUACAAAAACAUGUCGCAUAAAGAAAACACGUACUAUUAUGUAUCAGAAGAUGUUUCUUGGGCCCUUUAAUCAGAAAACACGUAUUAAAAUUGUAUUAGGUUCUCUUGAGACCUACCAGCAACAUGAAACAUCGGGUUCUUAUUUCUUAGCCAGAACCCUGCGAUAUUAUCGCCGACCGCUCAAGUUGAGAGUCGUCCCGUCUGAGAUGAGUAGGUAUAUAUGGUUCUUGUGCCGAGCCAUUGGCAAAAUGAUCUUUGACGGUUUUUAAUAGGAACAUUAUGUGGAGAGUGGCGAUUCGAUGCCCAGGUGCAUCUUGCAUCUCGGCGUGAACAAUAAAAUCAAAUCAAAUACUUCUUUUGAUCCAAAUUAAUUGACGCAGAAGCGAUAGGAGGGAGUAGCAAAAUUAGCAUCCGAAGAUGGAUAAAUUUCUAUUUUAAGAGACACAAGAUGUUUGCACAAAAAGGUGGUGUUUAAAUUAGCGUCCGAAAGAUCGAGUUCAGGUGAAGACUUGCAUUUAAGACCAGAGAAUAAUUAAAAAAUGUAUAAAUAAAAAGGACAGAAAGGAAAAGGCCCACCACAUUUGACUUGCUCUCCAAGCGAAGCAGCCCCGGGGAUCCGCGGUCAGCGUUGAAAAGGGGACAGUGAGAAAAAAAUAUAAAACAGAAGAGAAAGUGUUCAGCAGCGAGGGCAAGGAAGAAAGGGAAACCCAGACCUGUCUAGAACCGCCACCUCGCCGCGAGGGAGGAAAGAAAAAAAAAUGCUCGCCCGCACCCUCGUCGCCCGCCUCCGCCCCCGCCUCGCCCCGUCGCUCGUCGGCCUCGGUGGCCGCGCGUCGGCGGGCGCCGCCGCCGCCACCGACAUCGUCGUCGACGAGGACGCGCCGCGGCCCCUCGGGCCGCCCGUGCCGGUCGGGGUCGGGGCCGCCGCCGCCGUCGCGGCCACCGUGCCCACCGUCCUGCAGCCGCGCGUGCUCAUCUACGACGGCGUCUGCCACCUCUGCCACCGCGGGGUGAAGUGGGUGUUCAGGACGGACAGGCACGCCAAGAUCAGGUUCUGCUGCCUGCAGUCCAAGGCGGCGGAGCCGUACCUGCGGCUGGUCGGCAUGGACCGAGAGGACGUCCUCCGCCGCGUUCUCUUCAUCGAGGGGCCUGAGGCCUACUACGAGGGCUCCACUGCUGCGCUGAAAGUUGCAUCGUACCUGCCUCUUCCCUACUCGGCGCUGAGCUCCUUGCUGAUCAUCCCCGUCCCACUGCGCGACGCGGCCUACGAUUACAUUGCAAGAAAUCGGUACGACUGGUUCGGCAAAGACGACGAGUGUCUGGUGACCAAGGACCGGGAGCUUCUCGAGCGAUUCAUCGACAGGGACGAAAUGCUCGGUGGCGGUCCCAGCAACAGUUCUUAUUGACCACCGCUGUUUGCUUCUCGGUAGGUGUAGGCAGAGGAGAUAUAAGUAAUCUUCGCAACUAUGUAGGCGAUUAUGGUUAGUUUGACUUGAAGCCUGGAACUUGAGCUCCGUUUUCAGUAGCUAAAAGUGCUGGCUGGGAUGCAGCAUAUAUCGCAACAUCGGUCAGAUGUUCCCACUUUUUGCGUGCCAACUUUUAGAUCCGGUUAACUUCCAAGGAAGGGGAUAGUUUUUGGAUCUGGAUUAUCUCACAAUGCAACAGGCUUUGAAAUGCCCUGGGCCUGUCAAGUUUCUCAAGAUGUGCCUGUGACAUUUUGCCUACAAGCUUGGACUGUCCAUGUUGAUUA
Messenger RNA from Aegilops tauschii subsp. strangulata, 1804 nucleotides. RefSeq lists its product as uncharacterized. Gene Ontology annotation, molecular function: protein-disulfide reductase activity. The record is from RefSeq and is a predicted model, not a curated record. Lineage: Eukaryota; Viridiplantae; Streptophyta; Magnoliopsida; Poales; Poaceae.